Molecule: messenger RNA, 2320 nt
Organism: Pomacea canaliculata
Lineage: Eukaryota; Metazoa; Mollusca; Gastropoda; Architaenioglossa; Ampullariidae
Product: transmembrane protein 18-like
Exons: 5
Coding region: 111-617 (168 amino acids)
Cellular component (GO): nuclear membrane
Source: RefSeq, a predicted model, not a curated record
GUCACUUCCCUAUAUAGCUCCACGUUGCACUAUCGUCGCUGUUAUCGCAUGGAUUCUGGAAAUGCAACUUUGAAUACGCAUUAAUUAAACAUUUGUAGAGUUUGGCCAAUAUGCAGAUGAUAAGGACUGAUGAGAUAACUGGACUGUGGACAUAUCUAGGAUCGAUUGACUGGUCAGAGCCAUGGUUUUUGGGUUUGGGCGCUUUCCAUCUGAUUUGUAUUGCAGCAACUGUGUUGACAAGAAAUCAUGCAUCUAUUCAAGGAAUUAUCUUUGCAUUCUAUUUGGUUAUUGUUGGCUGUUCUGAAUACAUCAAUGAGUUUGCAGCCAACCACUGGAAAGUGUUUGCAAGACAGCAGUACUUUGACAGCAAUGGCCUCUUCAUUUCUGUGGUCAUGUCUGUGCCACUUUUGAUCAACUGUAUUGUUAUAGUGGUUAUUUGGCUCAAAACAUCAGCAAGCCUGAUGGCAGCAAUUCGUACAAAGCAGCUGCAGCAGAAGCAGGCUCAGAAAGACACAAAGGAAAGUGCUGGCACCACUGUUGGGCAAUCAUCUCCAGAAAAUAAACCAGCAGAUGGGGUCACAAGCAAAGAGUCUUUAAAGAAGAAAAAAGAGAAAUAGUUUAUGUGUGAAGGGAGUGACUGACUUAUGGGAAUUAAUGGGGUAAAAGCCUGUUUUCCUUUUUUUCAUUAUCGUUUUUGAAUAUUACAGAGUGGCGAGAACAAAAUCAGUUCUAGGCUAUGGUUCGGUGAGGCAUGCUACUUUGCCAUUCCUGUUCAAUUCUUCACUUGUCAUACUGUUUUUAAUGUGCAGCACUGCAAGCAACAUUGAAAAAAGCAUGCAUUGACAAAUGAACUCUUGCCAGAUAUAUUCUAGUCUUAUAUGUCUAUUUCUGAAUUUUACCAAACACUAAUCACUUACCAUUUCGAAACAGAUCAAAGUUUUUGGGGCCCAGCAACAUUCAGCAUCUCUUGAAAACAACAAUAAAGGUGCCAGCCAUUCUUGUGACAAUUUUGCAUAAGCAUCCACUUUCUUGAAAAUAUCUCCUCGAUAAAUAAAAAGGAUCAAAUGAUUACAAAGCAAAUGAUGUGUACGUUUGAUAGAAGGUUCUUCUGAUGUGAAGUAUGUAAUUAUUAUAUUGAUAUUGAACACAAUAAUUUCUUUUCAAAUUCUUUAUUUUCUUGUGCUUUGGAUAAAUUUAUUUAUGUUUUAUAUCUUUUCCUUUGUAGUGGUUUGCUUAUCAUCAUCUCUUGCUUUAAAUGUUUGAAACUGUUGUCUUCUCAGGAAUAUUUUUUUUCCUGUUCUGUGGCUUUUUCAUUAUCUCUUGAAUGAAAUCAGCAUAGCAGUUUGUGCUACUUUUGUCAGUUUAUUGCUUAUAUAAAAUAUAUGAAAAUUCAUGCUUUGAAAAUACUAUUUCAUCAUGUAACUUUUCUUUCCUGAUUAUUAUUUGCAUAUUUUUAUAGAUUAUUGCUUUGUGACUUGCCUCAUCCUGAAUUUUGCUCACUUAUGUGGUCAUUACUGUAAUUGUUGGUUUUCAUUCAGACUGUAUUUCAUUUCAUUCAGUGUAUUUUAUACACUUUAUGCACACUUGCAUAGUGAGUGUGAUACUGUCCUAUAUGGUCAUCAUUAUCCAUGUCUUCACAUUUUUUUGUUGUUAUCAUCUGCAGCAUUGACUAUCAUGUUUUUGGUGACACCAUUUUUAACCAUAUACUAAGUAUAGCACUGCCAUUAUUUGUUGUUACUUUGGGCAGUUGUAUGUUAGCAGUGUUGCUGCAUGUUGCUGGUAAUGCUACCAGCAGGAAGUAUGGUCUUCUAGACUGCUGUCACAUGCUUUCCAUGGCACUGUUUUAGUGUAUUAAGUUAUUGCCAGUAACAUUAAAAUUUACAGUCAUCUUGUCUAUAAACAAAAAGCAUGUUGAAAAUCGGGGAGGGGGGGGGAAUUCCUGUGGCCAAACUUUUAGAUUAGGGCAGGAAAGAAUUGUUCGACCAGAAGGAAGGUGAACACCCAUAGUGCCAGGUACCCAGUUGCCAUUCUUCGUUAAUUACUUUUAUCUGGCUCGACAAAUACUCUCAUCUUAACCCUUACUUCUGGACAGUGAAAGUUCAACCUUUAAGGGAGCCUUUUUUUAAUGAUACUGCAUGCUUGCAUUUGACCAUGACACUGCAUCUUCUCUGACUGGUACAUACAGGUCGGGAUGACAUGAUUACCAGAAAGGGAUUGGUAUCUAUGAUCCCAGUGCUUGCGCGAGAGUCCAGCAACAUCUGUUUUGGUUGAACCUAGUUUUGAUCAAAGUCAACUAUCAAUAAAUUUUCUUUCAACUUAA